CUUUUUCUCCUUCCCCCUCUCCCGUUCCAUUUGAACACUCUCCUCGGAUUUACCUCAUCUCAUCUCCUCCUUCGGCCGCCGCUCUUGCUGUGUUCCUCCGCAGAUAGAUCUGGCCAUCUAGAAGGAGAGGCGCGCUCAUGUCGCAGGAACCGGAGCGUGCGGCAAUGGCGGCCGCGUCCGGCGAGCUUCCGCCUGCUGCUAGAAGGGAGAUGAAAGAUCCGGGUUUUGCAGAAUCCUCUCCGGCGGUCCCGGCCAUGGCGGCCGAAGACAGGUGGUCCACGCUUCCGGGCGACCUCGUCCGCCGCAUCGCCGACUCCUUCCUCGACGACAACAACCUCGACUGGUACAUGGACUACCGCGCCGUCUGCACCGGCUGGCUCGCCGCGACCGACGACCCAAGGAGCGAUGCCUCCGACCCCCGCUUUCGCCCGAGCCGGUGGAUCGUCCUCGACGAGGUUUUCCAGAGCGAUGGGAAUCUGCUCCUGUUGAACACCGACACCGGCCGCUUCCUCCGCAAGAAUCUUCCGCAGCUCGGCGAGUACCACCUCGUGGCCACCACUCUCGACGGCUACUUCGUUCUCGCGGAAAAAACCGCUCCUCACGCCGUCUGCGUCCUCAACCCUCUUACCGGCGUCGUGAUCCGUUUCGCGGCGCCCGUGCCCCCCGAUGUUGGAAUCGCUGAUGUCAUUUUCCCCCAAGGCUCUUCGCUCCGGCUCGCCGUGUUCUCCGACUCAUCUCGCAAGGCUUACUCGGCGGCUCCUCACAGUGAAAGUUUCGUCAGAUACAACCAUAAGCAGCCAGCAGCUUACGAUUUCUUCCGGAAGGCGAUCGUGGGUGGUGUCUACGCAAGCUUUUCUGAAGCAUCCGUAGUUCGUGAGAUGAUUAUUUGCUUAGGCAAAUUUCUGCCGGUUAAUCUUUCCCCUGUGACCGAGGUUUUCUCCCUUGAUCUUCCUGGACAUGGGUACGGCAUGCGGUGUUUCCUAGUGGAUUUGCAUGGGCAUAUAUGUAUCGUCAUGAAGAUCUUGAAUCCACAGGGAGUCUUGGCUCUCUUUGCUCUUCAAUAUGACACCGAGACAAGUAAGCUCUGCCUUCUGAAGACCCCAGACAGAUAUGCCAUCUUCAUCGGUGACCACAGGUGCUUCUCCGUCGAUGUUGAUGAGUUCCCAGGAACUGAGCCAGACUGUGUGUACUACACUGAACAUUUGGGUUCAUCCGCUCAUAUCUGCAAGUGCAACAUCAAGGAUAACAAAAUGGAGAGGAUCUCUGGAGCUGCUGAUUUUGUGAAGCAGGACAAGAAGUUUGUCCUGGUCGCUGACCGUCCUUACACCAUCAUCCACCUUCUGGUCAGCUACACCAUCAACAACCCAGAUUCUCAACUGGCCUUGCAACAGAUUCCAUAA
Triticum aestivum (bread wheat) is the source of this 1400-nucleotide messenger RNA. RefSeq lists its product as uncharacterized. Lineage: Eukaryota; Viridiplantae; Streptophyta; Magnoliopsida; Poales; Poaceae. The coding region runs from base 138 to 1400 and encodes 420 amino acids. The record is from RefSeq and is a predicted model, not a curated record. The transcript has 2 exons.